UCUCAGAAAGAGAUAAUAUUAGGAAACCAAGUUCGAACGGUAGAGCGUUUUUAUGACGCGGGAAAACGUCUAUGGUUAACACUUUCUAUAUCGUCAUGAAUUAAGACGUAGAUUAUACACCAUGUUAACCUGGCCGAGGAACAAGACACCUCUCAUCCAACAACCAGCCAGUACCACAGACGACAAGGUUGACUAUGAUAAGUCAAAAUGCGGGACGGUGAAGAGACACAACGUAUGUGGCCAGGUGAUCGCUGCCAAGGUCACUCUAGUUGGGAAUCUCAGUACCGGCAAGACGUCGCUGGCCCUCCGGUACUGCCGUGGAGACAUAGACAGAGAUCCGAAACCAACCGUGGCUGUUGACUGGCUGCACCACAGCGAGACUGUCAACAACCGCCGGGUGAACCUGCAGAUCUGGGACACAGCAGGCCAAGAGAAGUUCGAGGCCGUUAUGCCAAGCUUUCUCCGCUCCUCUGCCGUCGUACUCCUCUGUUAUGACGUCACUGAUGUGAGAUCCUUUAUGUCGAAGACGAAAUGGCUUGAAAUGAUCAGAGGAGAGGUUCCGGAUGCCCCUGUGUUCCUCGUGGCGAAUAAAGUGGACAAGUCCGACAGGAUUAUCUCAAAAGAGGAUGGGGAAGUGUUUGCCCGACAAAACAGGCUGGAGUACGUUGAAACGUCAGCUAAAACAGGACACAAUGUUGAUGGCCUUUUUUAUGAGAUUGCCGCACGGAUGGCAGACAUGUGGAAGAUGACGUAUGUUGAUGCCGAAGACUUCAGCAACAUCGCCAUUCAUGAAGAUAAGAAAGACCGGAAAAAAUGUCCAUGUUGAUGGAUUGAGUUCAUGUGUCGUUUACCUUGAUAUGCUGGGAAUAGGUAAGCGACUGGAUAUCUGUGAGACAUUUGGACAUCUGUGAGACAUGUGGAAAUCUGUGAGACCUCUCGAAAUCUGUGAGACGUCUCGAAAUCUGUGAGACAUGUGGAAAUUUGUGAGACGUCUCGAAAUCUGUGAGACAUGUGGAAAUCUGUGAGACGUCUCGAAAUCUGUGAGACAUCUGGAAAUCUGUGAGACAUCUGGAUAUCUGUGAGACGUCUGGAAAUCUGUGAGACAUGUGGAAAUUUGUUAGACAUGUGGAAUAUGUUUUUUACAUCUGGACAUCUGUGAGUCAUCUGACCCUCGGAUACAUCAGUACGUCUGUGAGACAGGGAGCAUUAUGGCAAGAAACAGUAACUCUUACAGGGCAAAUUGGCAGUCCGAUGUGGUUUCAUGCCGUUGGAACAGACUCUGAUUGUCUGCUGCUGUGACUGGAUCAUGUAGAACAAUAUACUGGUAGCAAUAAUUACAAGGAGAAAUUUCACAAAUUGACUUAUAACAAUAUCUAGACCCGUGGGACCCGGGUAGAAUGUGUCCCCAGCACCCCAUAACGACUAAGUGGGAACAUGAGGGGAUACCGGGUUACAAUUGGUCCUUAUAUUAUACAGAAAGAUGACAUUCUUAUUCACAAAUGGCUGUUAUGUUAAUACUGCUUUAUGAGAUAACAAUGAUUUUUAAAUGAGUAA
This is a messenger RNA of Haliotis rufescens (red abalone), 1554 nucleotides long. RefSeq names its product GTP-binding protein ryh1-like. NCBI's taxonomy places the organism in Eukaryota, Metazoa, Mollusca, Gastropoda, Lepetellida, Haliotidae. The record is from RefSeq and is a predicted model, not a curated record. The transcript is spliced from 6 exons. Bases 122 to 826 code for a protein of 234 amino acids. Gene Ontology annotation, molecular function: GTP binding; GTPase activity.